This is a messenger RNA of Mollisia scopiformis, 1235 nucleotides long. Its product is annotated as RTA1 like protein. Gene Ontology annotation, cellular component: fungal-type vacuole; plasma membrane. Lineage: Eukaryota; Fungi; Ascomycota; Leotiomycetes; Helotiales; Mollisiaceae. The record is from RefSeq and is a predicted model, not a curated record. The coding region runs from base 132 to 1112 and encodes 326 amino acids. The transcript is spliced from 3 exons.
CGCGACAGUAUUUGGGACAAUAUCAUCCUGCCAGAAUGGCUCGAUACAGUCUGGCCGCGGUCUUUAAAGGAGCAUCCUCGCACUCUUGAACAUGCGCAUCCUCCUUGAGCUUCAACAAGCAAAUCGCGAGAAUGGUCGUCCCUGUUGGAUACAUCCCAGGCUUUGUCUGCACUCUUGCGACAUGCUCCGUGAGUAAAUGGGGAUUCAUCCAUUACCAACCUUCGCUGCCUGGAAAUAUCCUCUUCCUCAUCAUCCUCUCUGCGCUAGCAGUUGGGCAGCUUGUUCUCGGGAUCAAGUUCAAGAGUCGAAUUGUGUGCGUGAUGAUGCUGCUUGGACUGGCAUGCGAGAUUCUUGGAUACAUUUCGAGGAUCUUAAUGCAUUAUGAUCCAUUCGACAGGGCAUACUUCCUCUGGUAUCUGAUCUGCUUGACGAUUGGGCCUGCGUUCUUAGCUGCUGCCAUCUAUGUCUGCCUAGGACGGAUCGUGGUGGUGUAUGGAGAGCAUAUCAGCAGGAUUCGUCCAAGGACCUACACCAUCUUAUUCAUGGGCUGUGACUUCGUAAGCCUGGUGAUUCAAGCUAUCGGAGGUGGAAUUGCAACUUCUGUGCCGUUGACAAAUCAGAAAACUAUCAACCUUGGAACGCAUAUCCUCGUCGCUGGAUUAUCUUUCCAAGUAGCAAGCUUGUUCGCUUUCUCUGUCUGUAGUACAGAAUUUCUUUGGAGAGUACACAAACAUCAUGGCGAUCGGAACUUAGAACAUGCAGACUUGUACAACAGCAGGAAGUUCAGAUUGUUCUUGAUUUCUCUUGGAAUUACCACAGUAUGUCUCUUUGUGAGGACUGUCUUCAGAUCCGUCGAAUUGAGUGGAGGAUUCGGUGGUCACUUGGCCAAUAGCGAGGUUCAAUUCAUGGUGUUGGACGGGAUGAUGGUGAUUAUUGCUUGCUUUUGCUUGACAGUCAUGCACCCCGGAAUAGGAUUUGGGGAUAAAUGGGGAGCCUCGAGAUUCUCGUUUGGGCGAAAGAGAGAAAUGGUGGUGGAGCAGGGAGGAGAGAUGGAUGAAAGUCCUGCUAGUGCAGAAAAGGCUGGAGUGAAUGUGGCUGCACAUCAAACCUGAGAGUUAUGAGGCAUUGGGGAGGAGGAGAUAUGGAAUUAGAGCAAGAUCAGAAGACAUUUAGGCAGUGCAUGCGGGAUUCCAAUAAACUCAAGCCAUGUCUCAGUCAAGAAAUCAAGUUUUCGU